This is a messenger RNA of Jatropha curcas, 2467 nucleotides long. Its product is annotated as transmembrane 9 superfamily member 7. Lineage: Eukaryota; Viridiplantae; Streptophyta; Magnoliopsida; Malpighiales; Euphorbiaceae. Gene Ontology annotation, cellular component: membrane. Gene Ontology annotation, biological process: protein localization to membrane. The record is from RefSeq and is a predicted model, not a curated record.
AUGCGUUAGGUGAAAAAAAAAAAACGCUGAUUAAUUGGGAUUCCGGAAGCGGCGGAAAGAGGAGGCAAGAAAUCCUGGCAACAGUCAAAACUAACACCUCUAUACUUGAAAACCUCUCUCAACUCUCCUCAUCUCUCAACAUUUCUCCCUCCGUAGAAUCAAGCAGACGAAGAUGGGGAGAAUCUCUGCGACUCUCUUCUUCGCUUUCCUUCUAAUCUCCUCUGCAUGCUCCUUCUAUCUUCCUGGCGUGGCUCCACGUGACUUUCAUAGAGGUGACUUCCUUUCUGUCAAAGUGAACAAAUUGUCAUCUACAAAGACACAACUUCCUUAUGACUACUACUACUUAAAAUAUUGUAAGCCUGAUAAAAUUGUGAACAGUGCUGAAAAUUUGGGGGAGGUUCUUCGAGGUGACCGCAUCGAGAACUCUGUAUACAAUUUUGAAAUGAUGGAAGAGCAGCCGUGCAAAGUGGCUUGUCGAAUGAUACUUGAUGCUGAGUCUGCUAAGAAUUUUAAAGAAAAGAUUGAUGAUGAGUAUCGAGUUAACAUGAUUCUAGAUAACCUUCCAGUUGCUGUACUUAGUCAAAGGAGGGGUGGCAGUCAGUCAACAACUUACGAACAUGGUUUCCGUGUUGGGUUCAAAGGAAAUUAUGCUGGAAGUAAAGAGGAGAAAUACUUUAUCAAUAACCACCUUAGCUUUAGAGUUAUGUAUCACAAGGAUCCUGAGUCAGGCUCUGCUCGAAUCGUUGGAUUUGAGGUUAUUCCAAACAGCAUCAAUCAUGAGUACAAGGAAUGGGAUGAUAAUAAUCCUCAAGUGACAACAUGCAACAAGGAUACCAAAAAAUUGAUUCAAGGUAGCACUGUUCCACAAGAAGUUGACUCAGGCAAGGCAAUUGUGUUCACAUAUGAUGUUACCUUCAAGGAAAGUGAGAUUAAAUGGGCGUCUCGUUGGGACACCUACCUACUCAUGAAUGAUGAUCAGAUCCAUUGGUUCUCCAUCAUAAACUCACUGAUGAUUGUUCUCUUCCUUUCUGGCAUGGUCGCCAUGAUCAUGAUGAGAACUUUGUAUAGGGAUAUUGCAAACUACAAUCAAUUGGAGACUCAAGAUGAGGCCCAAGAAGAAACAGGGUGGAAACUUGUCCAUGGAGAUGUGUUUAGGGCACCUAUCAAUUCUGGUUUACUGUGUGUUUAUGUCGGUACAGGUGUACAAAUAUUUGGAAUGACACUGGUGACAAUGAUAUUUGCAUUGCUGGGUUUCUUGUCCCCUUCCAACAGAGGUGGCCUUAUGACUGCGAUGGUUCUGUUGUGGGUCUUCAUGGGCAUAUUGGCUGGUUACUCGUCAGCACGUUUGUACAAAAUGUUUAAGGGCACAGAGUGGAAGAGAAACACCCUAAAAACUGCAUUUAUGUUCCCUGGUAUUCUUUUUGCAAUCUUUUUUGUGCUGAAUGCCCUAAUUUGGGGUGAGCAGUCUUCAGGGGCAGUGCCUUUUGGAACCAUGUUUGCUCUAGUUUGCUUGUGGUUUGGUAUCUCUGUUCCCUUGGUCUUCGUGGGCAGUUACCUAGGUUUCAAAAAGCCAGCUAUCGAAGACCCUGUGAAAACAAACAAAAUUCCUAGGCAAAUACCAGAGCAAGCUUGGUACAUGAAGCCAGUCUUCUCCAUACUCAUUGGAGGCAUUCUUCCAUUUGGUGCAGUUUUUAUCGAGCUCUUCUUCAUCUUGACAUCAAUAUGGCUGAAUCAGUUCUACUACAUCUUUGGCUUCCUCUUCAUAGUGUUCGUUAUUCUUUUAAUCACUUGUGCAGAGAUAACAAUUGUGCUCUGCUACUUCCAGUUAUGUAGUGAGGACUAUCACUGGUGGUGGAGAUCUUACCUGACUGCCGGCUCUUCUGCUCUGUACCUUUUCCUCUACUCGGUUUUCUACUUCUUCACCAAAUUGGAAAUCACAAAAUUGGUUUCGGGCAUCCUGUAUUUUGGGUAUAUGAUAAUCAUAUCUUAUGCUUUCUUUGUCUUGACUGGAACAAUCGGCUUCUAUGCUUGCUUCUGGUUUGUGCGAAAGAUCUACUCAUCUGUCAAAAUUGACUGACCUGAUGAUCCAAAAGCAGAUGAGGAUUAAAGCAACUCUUGGGGUUUGUUUAGCUUUUCUCAAUGCUUUUGCCGGGUGCAGUUUAUGAGAUGGAAAUUAUGGUUCUUGGUCCCGGUGAAAGCUUUUCUUGUGCUGAUUAGAGAUUAGGACUGGGCAUGUUUUGUUUAUGCAUAUGUGAAAAUUAAUAUAAAUUGUUCUCACUAGUUUCUGUGCAUUAAGCAGUGAUCUAGAUCUCUCCACACGGUGUAUCGACUGUCUUUUACUCAAAUCAUAAGAUUAUGAUUCCCUAAACACUGCUUCUGUUGCUUGAUUUCUUUCUUCCUUUCUUUUCUUUUAUUAUUUUGUUUUUCUUAGUAACACAUCCUCGGAUGAAUGAUCUUUCUGUUAUUA